Messenger RNA from Lolium perenne, 2574 nucleotides. RefSeq names its product protein FAR1-RELATED SEQUENCE 5-like. NCBI's taxonomy places the organism in Eukaryota, Viridiplantae, Streptophyta, Magnoliopsida, Poales, Poaceae. The record is from RefSeq and is a predicted model, not a curated record.
AUGGCUGGAAGAAGUGCUGCUGUUGGACUAGAUCUUAAUGAACCAUUCAUGGAAGAUGAUUCAAUGCUUGAUGAUUUGGAUGAACAACCAUGCAGCAGCAGUAAACCAACAAUCAGAGCAGAAGGAUCGAAAAAUUCAGAGCAAAGCAAUACCGCAGCAAAUGCAAAUACAGAGCAAUGCAAAACAGGAGCCAAUUCAAAUCCAGAACAUAGCAAGCAUGUAAAUCCAGAGCAGAGCAACAUAGGUGCUUCUGCUGACACGGAAGCUACAACCGGUCACACACUGUCAAGUGAUGAUUCAGCAGGUGAUGAUGAUGAAGAAGUUCAGUCGACACCGUGCAGUCAAACUGAAAUCCAAACACCUUUCCCAGGGAUGAAAUUUGAUACAUGGGAGGAGGCAAAGAUGCACUACAACAAAUACGCCCAUAAGAUUGGAUUUUCCAUCAAAUGUAGUACAUCGAAGAACUCGACUCUUGAUGGCCAGAAGGACAAGCAAUUGUUUGUUUGUAACAAGAGUGGGAAAAAUGAGGACAUUAAUCAGCUAGAAGCUCCACCGGUUCGGCAGAGGAACCGUACCAUCACUAAGAAAACUGAUUGCAAGGCUAGGUUGAGAGUAAAGAGGAAAGGGCAGAAGUGGCAUGUGACAUACUUCAUAGAAGAGCAUAAUCACAAAUUGGUUCAGAAGUUCUCCCUGAAAAAGUACUUGAGGUCUCAUAAAGGGAUUCCCAAGGAAGAGAAGGAUUUUGUUAGGAUGUUGCACAAGGUAAACCUGUCAGCUGGUAGGAUUAUGAGGAUAAUGGGAGAAGUGUAUGGCGGGCUAGCUAAUGUACCGUAUGACAGCAAAUAUGUGAGCAACUUCAUGGCUACCAUUGAUGAAGAACAUAGGCACAAGGACAUGUCAAUUUUGCUUGCUCAUUUUGCGAAAAUGAAGAAGGAAGAUCCAGACUUCUACUUCAAUCUACAUACAGACCAUGCUGACAAGGUUGACCGCAUCUUCUGGGUUGAUGGUGCUGCAAUAGCGGCUUACAAAAACUACAGUGACUGCCUCUCAUUUGACAGUACCUACAUGACAAAUGAGUACAACAUGUCGUUUGCUCCUUUCAUAGGUAUCAACCGGUACGGCCAAACUAUACAGCUAGGCUGUGGUUUUCUAAAGAAUGAAAACGUGGAAAGUUUUGUUUGGUUGUUUGAGGAAUUUCUUGAAGCUAUGGGUGGACUACAACCAGAUAAUUUCAUAACCGACCAAGAUGCUGCUAUGAGAACUGCAAUUCUUCAAUGUUUUCCAGAUUGCACACACAGAAACUGUAGGUGGCACAUCAUGCAAAAUGCACAGGCUGUGUUGGGUAAUUUCUUGUCUAAACAUGAGGACCUAAGGCAGGAACUGAAUGAAGUAAUAGACUACAGCAUGUCAAUUGAAGAGUUUGAAAUGAGGUGGGCAGAGAUGAUUAUGAAACACAAUGUAUCUGACAACACUCAUCUGAGUGAUCUAUAUCAUCUUAGAGCCACAUUUGUCCCAGCAUAUUUCAAGGAACGCUUCUUCCCUUUCCUACAAACUACUGCUAGGAGUGAGGGGUUCAAUGCAGUGUUGAAAAGAUAUAUUAGCCCACACAACAGACUCUACACAAUUUUUUUCGAACAGUACUUGAAGUUGCAAGAGAAAAUUGAUGUUGCAGAGGAUUCAGUUGAAUUUAAGGAUGAAGACAAGAUUUUCAGGCUAUGGGGUGAUUAUCCAUUAGAACAACAAGCUUUGGAUGUGUAUACGCACCCCAUCUACCUGCGUUUCCGAGCAGAACUGCGGAAAGUUACGUCCUACAAUGUCCAGCAUGUUGAUGGCCAAAAUUAUGAUGUUAUGCCAAUUAAACCUUAUGUUUACGGAUAUGGUAAGAACAGAUAUAGGGUUGAGGCUAACAUGGAGACUGAAACUUACAACUGCGAGUGUUGCAAGUUUAACAGAGAUGGUUUGCUAUGUUGCCAUAUUUUUAGAGUUAUGAUACAGUUGGGUGCUACUGAGUAUAUUCCAGAAAAAUACAUACUGCGAAGGUGGAGAAUGCUUGAAGAUACAAUAGUUGAGGAGAAGAUGGAAUUGCCAAAAGUCCCAUCAGAAAGGAAGCCAACUAACAAAGAGAGGCAGCUUAUACGUUAUGGUACUCUGUGUAAUGAGUACACUAGAGUCGCUAAAAUAGCAUCAACUUCUGAUAAAGGGAAGGUAGUAGCAGACAAAUACAUGCUAGCUUUGGAGAAAGACUUGUUAGCAAUGAAAGCUGCAGAGUCUGCAAAGCGGAAAAAUAAAAAGAAAGGUAAUGCAACUCAAGAUGAGGCACCAGAUGUAGGCAAUGUUGGUCAUUCUGGGCAAGGUAGCUCUACAAAAUUUGAUCAUGUUGAAGAUCCUGAGUAUGUUUCAAAACAAGGUCGACCAGCAGAAAAAAGGAAACAAUCAGGGUUGCAUUUGAAGGCUUCUAAACCUGUGAAGUGCAGUCUCUGCGGGUCUAAUCAGCACACUGCAGCUUCAUGCAAAAACAAGAUAACCCCAGUACCGGAGCAAACAGAAAUAGACUUCUUCCGUAACAUGGUCUAG